AUGAGAAUGCUCGCAUAUGGCAUCACAGCUCAUUUCUGCGAUGAUUACCUAGAUAUUGCGAAGACCACUGCCAUUGAGAUUUUUGAGCACUUCACAAAAGCAAUCUGGAAUGUUUACCAUGAGACUUACCUCUGCCGACCAACACCGGCUGACUUGCGAAGGCUGCUUGACAAAGCUGAAGAACGGGGAUUCCCGGGGAUGGUCGGUAGCCUUGAUUGUAUGCACUGGCAGUGGAAAAAUUGUCCCACCAGAUGGGCAGGGCAGUAUACUAGCUACAGAGGUAAACCGAUAAUCAUCUUAGAGGCGGUGGCCUCCUACGAUACUUGGAUUUGGCAUGCCUUCUUCGGACUUCCAGGUUCCCUGAAUGAUAUUAACGUCCUUGGAUGUUCACCGUUGUUCAAUGCCCAAUGCGUUGGUGAAACCCCUGAAGUGAGCUACCAGACACAACAUUUCACAAGGAUGCAGGAAGCAUACAGAAAAGACAUGGAUAGAGCAUUUGGUAUUCUCAAAGCUCGUUGGGCAAUCAUAAGAGGACCAGCUCAUGGGUGGAGUAAGGAGAACCUUCAAUACAUCAUGAUGACGUGCAUUAUCUUGCACAAUAUGAUUGUUGAAGAUGAGCGUGAUGAAGAUGCAACACAGCCAUUUGAUCCGGAUGAUAUCCCAACCAGACCAAGGAAAGCAGAGAUAUAUAAGAGACCAGAAAUGGACACCGAUGUUCAUCGCAAUCCGCAACAACUAAAUCAAUUCUUGCGUCUUUAUAGGGAGGUUAGAUGUCCAGUGAUGAAUAAAAACCUCCAAGACGAUCUAGUCGAUCACCUAUGGACCAUGAAGUUACAAGCUGAUCAGAACCAGCAGUGA
This is a messenger RNA of Rosa chinensis, 858 nucleotides long. RefSeq lists its product as uncharacterized. The transcript is spliced from 2 exons. NCBI's taxonomy places the organism in Eukaryota, Viridiplantae, Streptophyta, Magnoliopsida, Rosales, Rosaceae. Bases 1 to 858 code for a protein of 285 amino acids. The record is from RefSeq and is a predicted model, not a curated record.